UUGUAUUUUAUUUGGUUAUUUUAGUAAAACAGAUCUCAGAACAGUUUCACCUCAUCUUCAGGAAUAUGUUCACAUCCCCAGCAGGACAGAAACAGCCCACACUGUGUUUAUCCACACAUUUGUGGCAGGUUUAGGCAGGUGAGGGCUUUAGGUCAGUACUAGAAACUGGCAUCAAGGAGACAAAGGAGAAACACCAGGAGAGCCUGGAGACCCCAACACCAACAGCACACGUCCUGGGAAUUACACUUUACAAUUCAGAAGAAGUUUGUGUGAAGAAUUUCUCUCAGCUGUUCUUGACACAGAAGCUCAGGUGUUUUAAAGCACUUCUGCACCUGUUAAUGUUUUAAAGUUUAAAGCUUAAAGUGACAAAUCUGGCUGUGCUAACCAGGUUUAAUAAGCUGUUUCCUUGGCAGUUAGUGGAAUCACCACAUGGAUGUGUUUUCUUCAGGUUUCCAGAGGGCGUCCUUGUUCUGGAUUUUACUCGUCAGCUCAUCCCAAACCUCGGCUGAUGAUGUCUUCAGCCCUUGAAGACUGUCGUGUAAAAUGACGUGCAGAAGAACAUCAGUCAGAGCUGCAGCUGUGCUGAUGAUACUUGUGAUGAAUGUCUUCAGAGGACACUCCCUCACAUGUCGUCGAUUAGAGUAUCAGAUGGGGAAUAGAUGCUGUCCCAUGUGUCCCCUUGGAUUUCGAGUUGACACAUACUGCACUGAGUACAGAAGUACUUCCUGUCUGCGUUGCACUGAGGGAACCUUCAUGAAUCAUCAUACUGACCUUCCACAAUGUUACACAUGUACAAGCUGUGAUGCAGCUUCUGGUUUGAAAUUAAAAACUUCAUGUACAGCAACAUCAGAUGCUGUGUGUGAGCCACUGGAGGGAUUCUACUGCAUGGACUCUGCAGAGGAGGGCUGUAAGGCAGCAGAGAAACACUCAAGCUGUCAGCCAGGACAGUACAUCAGUCAGAGAGGAACAGCAUUAAGAGACACUGAGUGCUCUGACUGCAGUGAGGGAACAUAUUCUGAUGGAACAUUUCCAUCCUGUCAGCCACACACACAAUGUGAAUCAGAGCAUCGUCAGCUGAUAAAAGCAGGGACUGUUUCAACUGAUGCUGAAUGUGGAGAGCAAAGUUCAGUCAGCAGAGGAUUUGUGGCCAGCGUUAGUGUGCUUGUAUUUCUUAUAGCAGCUGCAGCAGUUGCAGCAGUUGCAUGGUAUGGUUCAUGUUUACACAAUAAAAAUAUGAAAAUGUUUUUGAUGGAUAAUAUUGUCUUUCACAUCAUGAAGUUAUUAAUUCUGGUCUUUUUCAUCAAUAAUAUUUUAUUACAGGAAGAAGAAAAAGCAACACAGAGAAGAACACGCGCAGCUGAAUCAGUGGUGAUGAUUCAACAGCCAUUGUAACAGCAGCAGGUAAGACAGCAGUGUGUCCUUCAUUAAAGUGUCCAUCAGCUGUCCAGCUGAGCAGCGUUCUGUGGUGUGUUUAUGUGCAAAGUGUUGCUGUUUCAGCUCAAUAUUUUCCUCUCCUUAGGAUGCAACAGUUCAUGUGUAAACAUGCAGACUGUUUUGGACACUGCAGAGGAAAUGUUGUCUACAAUCCAGUUAUAUUCUUGUUAUAAUCAUGAUGGGACAUUGUCUUUGCAGUGCACAGAAAUGAAUCCAGCAGAUCCCUGAGGAGGAAAGUCUCAGUCAGAGUGUUUCUGUGAUGAAUUCCAGUAGGUCAUCUUCAUGUUGCUGUACGUGAUCUCCUGUGGGGGCCACACAGAGCUCACAGGGGGACCUGAACAUCAGACAGACUGAAAACUUUAACUAAAAAAAGCCCAGGUGAGUUCAGGUGCAGGAGAAAAGCAGCAAAUAGUCAGAAGAGUCCAUGUGCUGAAUAUUCCAAGUUCACAAGACAUCAUAUUGGUAUGCAGUUUGUGUACUGAAGCCCCACAGGGCUGUGAGCUGACACAUGACACAUAAUGUUUAGUCCACACAUGGUUGAACUUUAAUUGUUUGUGAACUCAGCUGUUACUCAGUGUGUGGAAUGGCCUCCCCUGUCCCACUGUCUCCUAAUCACACAGUGUGGGUAUGUCUCUGUCUCUGUCUCUGGUCGUUUUUACUGCUCCGUCAGAAGCUGAUCCAGUUAGCUCCUCUGUUGUAUCUUUUAAAAUCUUAGUCCAUAUUUAACUGACUGUGACCUUUGAUGAACUGUCCAGCAACAGGUUUUGUGAAGCUGUGAUUUGGAAUAUUUCACACAACAGAAAGGAUGACAUUAGCGCUGCAUGAUGUUAACCACUGACUGUAGUGAUGUCUGUGUUUUAUGUAUUUAUUUGUCUUCAUAUCGUAUGCGUCAGUGGAGUGAUCAGCUCUGAGUAUCACAUAGAAAUUCCCUCUCCAUUGCGGGAGGUGCACUUUGGCACAGUAGAUGGCGCUGUCUUCCUGUAACGUUGUCAAAGCUCCUAGACCAGAGGGUGUGUCCCCCUCCACCCUGAGACACUGUGUGGACGAGCUGACUCCAGUGUUCAGACAUUUUCAACACCUCUCUGGAGUCAUGCCAUGUGCCAGUCUGCUUCAAAGCCUCCACCAUAGUUCCA
Scatophagus argus is the source of this 2567-nucleotide messenger RNA. Its product is annotated as tumor necrosis factor receptor superfamily member 14-like. The transcript has 7 exons. The coding region runs from base 544 to 1392 and encodes 282 amino acids. Gene Ontology annotation, cellular component: external side of plasma membrane. NCBI's taxonomy places the organism in Eukaryota, Metazoa, Chordata, Actinopteri, Scatophagidae. Gene Ontology annotation, biological process: positive regulation of peptidyl-tyrosine phosphorylation; negative regulation of alpha-beta T cell proliferation; positive regulation of cytokine production involved in immune response. Gene Ontology annotation, molecular function: protein binding. The record is from RefSeq and is a predicted model, not a curated record.